Messenger RNA from Zingiber officinale, 606 nucleotides. RefSeq names its product phytolongin Phyl1.2-like. Gene Ontology annotation, cellular component: membrane. The transcript has a single exon. NCBI's taxonomy places the organism in Eukaryota, Viridiplantae, Streptophyta, Magnoliopsida, Zingiberales, Zingiberaceae. The record is from RefSeq and is a predicted model, not a curated record. Bases 1 to 606 code for a protein of 201 amino acids.
AUGGAUUCCCAUCCCAAAUCCCCUCCUCCUCCGCCGGGCAACAUCGUCUUCUUCAGCGUCUCCAAGGACCAGGAUCUCGUCCAUUCCUACAAUGGCGGCGGCCACGACCUCCAGGCGCUCGCCCAGGAUUGGCUCCGCAAUGCCAAGCGCCACCACGUGUGGCAUUCCCACACCGAGGCCGACAAGACGUUCGGCUUCCUGAUGCGCGACGGCUACACCUUCUUCGCCAUCGACGACGACGCCGGCGCCGGCAACGCCGAGAUGCUCGCCUUCCUCGAGCGCCUACGCGAGGCCUACGAGAACGCUCACAGGAAGGGCAAGAUCGACGGAGAGGUGCUCAACUGGGUCCUCCGGGUCGGAUCCGGCGGAAACCCCAGGAACGGGUCCAAGAACGAUGGAACCCUCAAGAUCGAGGCGUUCCCGGGGUCUCCGGGCGGCGUGAUCUCAAUGAGCCGGAGCUUGAGCUCCAGGCUCACGGGGCAGCAGCGCGCGACUAAGUUGUGGUGGCGCCGAGUGAAGAUCGUGGCCGCCGUCGACGUGCUGCUCUGCCUCACGAUGCUCGCGAUCUGGUUAGUGGUCUGCGGAGGUUUUCAAUGCCUUUCUUGA